UCAUAAGGAUAUAAUAAAAAGACAAAAGCGUGGAACCCGCCCAAGUGAAGCUGUUAUAAAUAAAAUUCAUAUGGAGAACUUUGUUGAUUGGUUUCAAUUGUACGUUAUGAACUCCGAUGAUGGAAAGGAUGACCGGUUCACGGAGAAGAUAAAAUGGUUGGCUCAUGGGCCAAACAAUUUGUGUAGAAGCUUUUGGGGAUAUAUUAUAAAUGGCACCAAAUUUCGCACCAAAUAUUAUGAAAGUAAUAUGAAGACUCAAAAUAGUGGAGUUUCAGUGGAAACUGAAGAAGGCUUAACUUACUAUGGUAUUUUAAGCGAUAUAAUUGAGUUGAACUAUUAUGAUAAAUUGCGAUUUAUUUUAUUCAAGUGCGACUGGGCUGAUGUUACAUCAAAUAAGGGGCACAAGAUAGAUGAAUUUGGAUUAGUUCUCGUAAAUUUUUCAUACUUGAUCCAUACAGGCGCAAAAUCGAAUGAUGAACCUUUUAUUUUGGCAUCUCAGGCAAAGCAAGUAUACUAUAUAGAAGAUCAAAGAAACAAAGAUUGGUUUACUGUUGUAAAAGCUAAGCCUAGGGAUGUGUUUGAUAUUGGUAGUCAUGAAACUUGUGAAGAUAAUGAGAAUAGUCAUUGUGAUAAUCUACCAUAUAAUAUCGAUAUAACAAGUAUGCUGGAAAGCUUGAAUGAAAAUCUAGACUGGACUAGAAAUGAUGCGGAUGGAACCACAAUUAGUGAAGCACCUUCUCAUGAAAACCUACCGUUAGAAUAGAAGUAUAGCAACAACUCCGAGUCAGAUGGUGAU
Molecule: messenger RNA, 796 nt
Organism: Ananas comosus (pineapple)
Lineage: Eukaryota; Viridiplantae; Streptophyta; Magnoliopsida; Poales; Bromeliaceae
Exons: 2
Coding region: 71-763 (230 amino acids)
Source: RefSeq, a predicted model, not a curated record